This is a messenger RNA of Phaedon cochleariae (mustard beetle), 2007 nucleotides long. The record is from the annotation of a GenBank genome assembly. Lineage: Eukaryota; Metazoa; Arthropoda; Insecta; Coleoptera; Chrysomelidae.
AUUUCCUACAUUUUCUAUCCUAUUCAUAUCCUAUUUCGAUAUUCUUGAUUUCUCGAUAUCGCAAUGGAAAUUUCUUUAGUUUAUUGUUGAAAUUGGAAAUUACUUAAUUGCUUCACCUUCGAACGGAUAUAUUAUUGAAGAUUCAGCAAAUUCAGUGUUCAAUUCAAUACAAUUAGGACAAUCGAGAGGCGAAUCAAGACGUAGGAAAAGCUCAAGAACUCAACAUAUUUGUGCAGUAGAUAAAGGAUCGAGUCAGUUCAAAAAAUUUAUUAUAUUCAAAUUAUAAAAACUUUCAAAAAGAUGUUCUGACGGGUGGUCGAUGAUACUGCAAUUGUGAUUGGAUUUUGAAAAAUGGUUUCAACUAGACAAAUGACAAUAGGGAAUAAUGGGGCUGUGGAGAGUAAUCAUUCUCCCAGUGAAGGCCCCGCCAAAUCCACUAGAAAUAGCACCAUUGCCAGCACAAGUUUCUGUGGAAUGGUACAGACCUGUAGGGCUCCACAAGUGCAAUCUGUAUUUUUUUUGGAUUUGCCCCAAGAGGUUAUUGAAAAAAUAUUCAGUUAUUUACCAUUCAAGAAUAUCUGCCAGUUGAGACUUGUCGGGCGCACUAUGGAUCACAUUUGCAGUCAAAUGUUAAAUUCUAUGUUUCUCAAGCUGCAGAAUCAAAUGCUGGCCAGAUUCCAGGAGAUUAAGGCCAAGAUGCCCAGGAGAGAAUCAGCCAGACGUAGCCACCAUCUUGCCUGUGAAAGUGACAUCAUUGAGACCCUGCAUAUGCGUCUCACUCUAUUACAGAUGACAUUUGGCAAGCAUAUAGAAAGGAAACACAUUUGUUUCUUUCCUGGAGAAAUUCUUGAUGAAGUUCAUCACAUUUUGAAUUACAUCAAAGUAACACCCAAACUGGAUUUGCCUUACAAAGUCACUGAUGAGCUGUUUGAUUUGUCCACCAUGGCAAUGGAAUAUUUCAAAGAGAAAAUCGAGCCCAAUUUGCCAGACAUUGCCUACUUUAGCACUGAUUUCUUGAAUUUCUCCGGCAAUUUUGCCAAUUCUUCGUCAUUGACAUCGGAUGUGUCUAAGGACAGUGGGCAUGCUUCAACAGAUGAAAUAGAAAGUGGUGAGGACACAGUGGAGCACAUUCCACAGUCCAAUAUGGUACUGCGCAAGCGCAUUCGCAAGAUUAAGCAGGGUAUGAAGCGAUACAACAGCCAAUUGAGCCUGCUCAGACAGGAUUUGAGGUCAUGCAGGAAAAAAACUUCCGACCAGCAGAAGCAAAUCUCCGAGCAGCAGAAGCAGCUGACUGACCAACAAAAGCAGACUCUCGAGUACGCCACCCGCUUGGACGAGUAUGACAAGAAGAAUGAGGAGAUAUCCAGAAAGUUCAGUACCCUGCUGCAAGAGCUGAACAAGUGCAAGACAGAAUUGCAAUACUGGAGGUGCAGAUCCCCGGCCAAUCCUCCUUUCUGCCAGACCUGCGGCAAUGCCAUUCUGGCCCAGCCUGAUGAGCUGCAGGCGCUCAUCAAUCAGGGCGUUCAUCCUGAAGUAUUAGGGGUGGAUCCACUACCAGAACUACCACCCCCACUCGGUUCCGACUCGCCCAGCCAUGGAGUCGAGGCCGACUCGAAACAUUCGGACUCCUUCAAGGUGUCCCUCUCGGUGGUCCCAGAAAAUGAGGUAGCCGCUCUUCUGGUGGACCAGCCUGGUCCGUCUGCGGACUCGAUCAGCAACAAGGGUAAGAGGAAAAUGGCGACGGAGGGGUCCAAGGAGGAUCAACCCAAGAAGAAAACGAGGCGUUUCACCAAGAUUCGCGCCAAACGCAACAUCAAAAUCUAGGGGCGAUUUUUCGACUCGUGAGGCCUGAACGUCCACUAAUUAGCUUAGUUAGGUGUCGAGUGGAAAAGGUGGACUAAACUAGUAUAUUAACGCUCCAAGUCCCAAUACAUUCAUAUCUUACUAGCUUGCUUUAUUGGUAAAUAAGUCCUAGGUAAACAUGUAACAAUAAAAAAAUGACUUGAC